This is a messenger RNA of Didymella exigua CBS 183.55, 1959 nucleotides long. RefSeq lists its product as uncharacterized. Lineage: Eukaryota; Fungi; Ascomycota; Dothideomycetes; Pleosporales; Didymellaceae. The transcript is spliced from 4 exons. The coding region runs from base 1 to 1959 and encodes 652 amino acids. The record is from RefSeq and is a predicted model, not a curated record. Gene Ontology annotation, molecular function: RNA binding.
AUGUCUCACCACUCACCCCAGUCCUCCACCGGCGUUGGCCCAGCUUCCAGCCCCUAUGCUGGCACUGACCCUACCUUGUACUCACCUGACCUGACUCGCUACUCUCGCUCGAACGGCUUCCAUCGCCGCAACAUCCCCAGCCAGGUCACUGUCACCGACAACGGCAAGAUUUCCCUUCACAACACAGGUGCUGCCUCUCCCAAGUACAAGGGCGGCCUCCCAUUCCCUGCCCCUUACUACCAGGGUCUCUUCGCCAACGAGGUCUCCGAGGAUGACAAGUCAUUCAUCUCUCGCUUCCAGUUCGUCGCUCAGCUUCCAGAUGGCACCCAUGCCGGCGUCGACUCUGAACACGAGCUCUUCAGCGUUCAGCAUCAGAUGAAGCUAUACCAGUGCUUCUCAAGCUGUGUGCCGGUCUACACUCGUGGUGUUCACCUCCGCUACGACGACCUUCGCGAGGCCGCUGAAGCCAAGGACAUCCUCUCUGAGCACGGCUACGUCGUCGACUGGAUCACCGGCUACGAGUUUGCGCUCGCCAAGUCGCAGGAUACAGCCCAGCUCAACGAGUUCGAAGGUCAGAUCAAGGUACCCGUCACUAUUCAACCCUACCCUGACCAUGCCGCCUUCGACUUCACCGACGCCGACCUUGCCGAAGUCUCUCAGGCUAUCGAGAUUACCGCAGGCGUCUUCGGUACCGUCCGCAACUGCGUCCACGUCGAGACCCACGACACCAAGAUGACUCUCGUCUUCCGUAUCGAAUUCCACUCAGUCGAUGCUGCCACUCGUGCUGUCCAGAGCUUGACUCUUGACUCUGUCUGGGGUGUCAACAACUCGAAGACCUUCCGCUGGGCUAUCGCCGAGACUGCCCCUUGGUCUGGCGAGCGAGCCAUAAACUCACCCCACCGCACCAAGCCUCGUGUCGAUGACCAGGGUCGCUUCGUUGGUUACCGUCCUACUUCGAUCUCCAACGUCCCCUACCAGCGUCAUCCGGCUGAUCAGCAUAACCGUGUCCGCCGCGAGCGCAUCCUCGAUGGCAGCGAUGUCCGCACCACUAUCAUGCUGCGCAACAUCCCCAACAAGAUGGACUGGAUGUCACUCAAGACCAUCCUGGACGAGGUCUGCUUUGGCACCUACGACUUCCUCUACCUCCGCAUCGACUUCAAGUCUGGCUGCAACGUUGGCUAUGCCUUCAUUAACUUUGCCGACGUCGGUGGCAUGAUUGCCCUCAUCGACCGCAUCGAGCGUCGCUGCUGGGUUGCCUACCGCUCUUCCAAGGCCGCCGAGGUCUCCUACGCCACCAUCCAAGGCCGCGAAGCUUUGGUGCAGAAGUUCCGCAACUCUUCCGUCAUGCAGGAGACUCCGUUCUGUCGACCGCGCCUCUUCCUCCCUUACCUCGACGCCGAUAUCUCUGACAAGCUUCGCUCCACCGGCACCGAACAGCCCUUCCCUCGUCCUGACAACCUGUCUAAGCUUCAGCGUUCCAUGGACAGCGCCCGUAGCGUUGGUCUCUACCCUCCUCAUGGUCUCUCUGCCGUCUCCGAGCACCGCAACCGUGCUAGCGCAUACGAUCGGGGCACUCCUCGCGACAUGAUGCAGGCCGCCAUGAACUUCGCUCGCCAGCGCGCUGCUCCGGUUCCACUUCAAGGCCUCAGCGACGUGCAGAAGCGCGAUGUCGAGGUCUGGUACUCUUACAACUACGGUCAGGGUCAAGUUGGAUACAUCCCCUUCAACUACAUCCCCUUGACCCACGUCGCCCAGUGCUUCGCUGAACACCAGUCUUCUCCCAACUCCGGCGCUGUCAACCACCCCGGUGUCAUCGGCGCUCCUGUCAUCAACACUCCUUACAAGCGCGAUCACAUCGGCACCACCGUCACCACUCCUACUCGCCGCGCCCGCGUCAACGGUAGCCCUUCAUUCGCUCGCUCCGACCGUCAUGAGCAGGCCAACGGCAACUUCGUCUAG